CCAACCUCCCUCUUACCUUGACUAAUCAUUUGCUUGUUCUUCCAGUGUCUUAUGUUUGCGCAGAACAAGUUUGCACUGCUCUCUCAAGAGGAUCUACUUGAGCUAAACAAAGUGGAAUACCUAAUGCCUAUUUGUUUUAGUGGACUACUGUUAAAAAACAUACAUUGAAGAAGAGCAGAGAAGCCACUUCAUGAGACAGAAACCAGUUUAAAAACCUGAACUUGGAGCAAAUACUAAGGAUAUAUUCAAUGACUUUCAAAUUCCAUCAAGGAACACUUUGGUAUUAUCAUCUUCUUUAACUGACAAUACACUCAUAAUAUAUAUUUCUGCAACUGAAAACUGAGAAAGUGAGGACAGGAAAAAAUGGGUUUGACAGCCAAGAUUCUGAUGGUGUUAGCCUUCAUUGGGUCCAUCUCAAGUUUGUUUGCCCAACAAGAUUACUAUGAGAGACUACGUUCUUCUAGAUUAGGAAGCAUGGCCAGCACUACAACUCCCCCUCCAGGUGAAGAAUCUGAGUCUCAGUGUGUGCAGUGCUGUCAAGGACCAGGAGGAACCAUGGGCAUGCCUGGACCUAAUGGCCCACCAGGAGCAGCAGGAGCUCCAGGGAUCCCUGGAGUACCUGGGAAUCAUGGCAUCAACGGACAUGAUGGCAAUCCUGGUUUACAAGGAGCCAAGGGCGACAUGGGUCCUCAGGGUCUACCGGGUCUCAAAGGCUCAGCAGGAACUCCUGGAAGGCCAGGAGUACCUGGACUCCAGGGGAGAGUUGGGCCACGUGGACCACCAGGAUCUGGAAAUGCAGAACCUUCGGCAACCAGAAGUGCUUUCUCUGCCGCACGACUUACGACGCUAACAGCCCCUCGCGAAUCCGACAUCAUCAUCACAUUUGAGCAUGUCUUUGCAAACUUUGGAAACCACUUCGAUGCAUACACUGGAAUCUACACAGCACCUGUGGCAGGCGCGUACUACUUCAUUUUCAAUAUUCACAUGGCAUCUACGCACAAGAAUCCCUACGUGAAGCUCAUGCUGAACGGCAAAAUGCAGGUUUCGGUUCACGAUUACGACAACAGAGAUGCUUUUGAUUCAACGACAAACAGUGUUAUUCUUGAACUUCAGGCUUCUGACCGGGUGUGGUUACAACUCGACGCGGAUAAUGAAGUCAGCAGCAAUAGCAACAGAUACACAACAUUCACAGGGUACAUGAUAUUCAAGUUAUAAAACUAAAUAGACAUGAAGACACUGAUAUCUGAGAUGCAAUGGCAGAUAAAACGAUGAUUGGUAUUUGAUGCCACUGUAUUGGAACUUUGCAUUUUCAAAGGGGAAAUGAACAGUGGAAUGCCAUUAGAAUUUGCCAUUAAUAGCAUCUGAGAGAGACAAGAUAACAAGUGGAGUACCAUUUCGACAGACAGAAUUUUUUUUCAUCUCAUGUAAGAUAUUGAUGUUGUCAUAAUUAAUUCAUUUUCAGCUCAUAUUUUGCCAGAUUAUACCAUUUGAUUAUUUUCUAAGCUAAUUACUUCCUCUUCUCCAUACUAAAUCUCAGAUAUGGGACCCUAAAUGCUCAUUAUAUUUGAAAAAUUCAUCCUUUAAAAAGAAAAUGAAAAGACUAUUUACCUCGAGAGCAAAGAACUAGAGAGGGUAUCUUCAUGAAGCAUAUUAUCAGUGAUUUUCACUGAAACAAAUCGCUCUGAACCCAUCCUAAGCAAGGAUUGAUUUCAGUAGCUUAUACAAAAUAGUUCUUUAAAAAAAUUACUAUUUGUUUCAUAAAAUGCUUUGUAUGCCAUUAUCUUUGUAACAUUUUUCAAUCUUUAUGGAAACAUCCCUGGCAUGUGAGCAAUUUCAUUUCUCCAAUGCACCAAACAGAUAGUGUAGACAAGUCAUUCAUGUUCCAAGAUUUUUAUCUCCAUUUACUAGACCUUCCUGUUUGAUGGUUUUGCGAAGGUGAAAUCAUUUUUUUUAAUGCUUGAUCUUUCAAAAAGUGCAUUGAAAUACCAAAACGGGAAAACACUUUGAACUGUUAAACUUUUGUUUGGGUAUAGAUUAAAAAAAAAUUACAAAUUUGUCAUGACCGACUUUUGAAGCCAAGUGUACCUCUACAAUCUGUUUUUAUAUAAAAUGCAGUCUCAAGAACCUGUCCAAUUAAAAAGCAGCUUAAGUUACAACUCAUACAUUGUAAAAAUGUGUAAAGAGUAAUCCAAGUUAAGACUCAUUUAUUUAUUGUCAAUAUUAUGCUUGAAAGAUGAAAUUUUAUACUCUGUAUGCAUGUAAUCCGCCGCCUUCCUUAUAAUUGUGUGGUUUUGUUCAGGGGUUUUCUUUGAGGUUUAACAGGAAAUGCUCGCAACAAUCGCCCUGUUGUCAGAUACCAUUUAACCAAGUCCAUGAACAUUUAAGAAAACUAUAAAAUGUAGCUAAUGCAGUGGCUGGUACUUAAAGGAUAAGUCCACCUUGAAAUCAAAUUGAUGUUAACA
Molecule: messenger RNA, 2462 nt
Organism: Lytechinus variegatus (green sea urchin)
Lineage: Eukaryota; Metazoa; Echinodermata; Echinoidea; Temnopleuroida; Toxopneustidae
Product: collagen alpha-1(X) chain-like
Exons: 2
Coding region: 364-1215 (283 amino acids)
Molecular function (GO): protein binding
Source: RefSeq, a predicted model, not a curated record